AUGACUGGCGGCCGGAGCGACGCCGACGACAUCAUCGACGCGCGUGUCCGAUUUUCCGAGGACAUUCUUCGAGAGUCCGUGUCGAGCCAGCAAAACUCGGGGCAUGGACGGCCGCAGGUUCCGUCGCUACAGACGUCGCAGCUGCCGCAAGAACAUGGCCCCCCUCCACGAUACACGUCGUCGUUGUCGGCAACACCUGUCUCGCCGACUCACAACUUUCAAUCCACAUCACGGUUCAGCACACAGCUUUACACCAUCAGCUCGCGCACGGAAGGCCCCCCGGAAGCGGAUGCGGAAAGAGUGGAGCGAGGAGGGCGAGCGUCCUGGGGAGGGACUGGUCGAGGAAGAGGAGGACGACAGCCGGUGGCCGAUCGUGCAAGGUCCCCGGCUUUCGGGGGCAAUGAGCAGGCAUCUUCUUCUGUAGGGUCAUCUGCGAUUCCACCGAGACGACGGUCAAGAAUGGGCGAUGAUGCUGUUCACCAGAAACAGCUCAAUCGGCUCUCCCACCGAAGUGGUGUGAGCUUUGCCGAUCCGCCAAUCUCGCUGUCGACGACGCGCCCCGAUGUCAGGCUUUCCUACGACGAUGCCGACCGGUUCGAUAAACCGGUAAAACUCUCUGGUAUCGCCGCUUCAGCCUCCGCUCACAUGGCCGACACCAGCGAGACGCUCGCCCAUUAUCGAGACUGGCUCAGCCGCCAGCGAAAACGACAGCGCCGCUGGACCACCGGACCCUACGGUCGUUUGAAGACGCACUCAGCUGCUCUGUACCAAAAGUACAUCGUCGAGGGCCUAAUGCGCCAGAAGCCACUGCUGCCUUCUGUUGACGGUCGCCACAUAUCGGUUCAGCCCGGUCUUGUCCGAGUCUCACCCCUGCUCGAUGAGCGCACCGGCCGGCCCUAUAUCUCCAACUUUAUUCGGCCCAGUCGGUAUACCGUGUGGGACUUUCUGCCGAAGCAGCUUGUCUUCCAGUUUGCAAAGCUUGCCAAUUUUUACUUUCUCAUCAUCAGCAUUCUCCAGAUGAUCCCGGGCCUGAGCACGACGGGAACAUAUACGACCAUCAUUCCGCUGCUUGUGUUUGUCUGCAUCAGCAUGGGCAAGGAAGGCUACGAUGACUACCGUCGGUACCGUCUCGACCGGGUGGAGAACCGCAGCACUGCCUGGGUGCUUGACCCGGGUGGAACGGUGUCGUCCAAGGGGCGGAAGCAUGGCGAUCGGUCGUGGCUGCAGAGAAAAGCCGGCGAGCAGAAGUCAUCGCUUGCCCAGUGGAGCAAGAGGCGGAAAGCGAGCCACCUCCCAUACGACGACGGGAUGGGCGACGAGGGAAUGACGGAGCUGCAGAACGUUCCGUCGGCCGGGGACAUGUUCGAGGCUGAAGGUGAGGGUUGGGGCCUAAACCCGAGCGAGACCUGGACGAGUAUGGGCCGAGAGAGAAUGCCGUGGGCUGCGGUGGAAUGGCAGGACCUGCGGGUCGGCGACAUUGUGCGUCUCCGGCGGGACGACAGCAUUCCUGCCGACGUGGUGGUCCUCCACGCGACCGGUCCAAAUGGCAUUGCCUACAUCGAGACCAUGGCGUUGGAUGGCGAGACGAACCUGAAGACCAAACAGGCAUGUCCGCUGCUCUUUGAGCAGUGCGACUCGCUGGCCGGCAUAGAGGCCUGCAGUGCGGAAAUUGUUUCGGAGGAUCCCAACCUUGACUUGUACAACUACGAGGGUCGUGUGGUGGCCAACGGGCGGACGAUGCCACUGACGCUUAACCAGAUCGUCUUCCGCGGCUCGAUUGUGCGCAACACGGCCGAGGUCAUUGGCGUGGUGGUUAACACGGGCGAGGAGUGCAAGAUCCGCAUGAACACGCACCGCAACAAGCGAGCCAAGGCGCCGGCCAUGCAGUCUGUGGUCAACCGGAUCGUGUUCAUGCUCGUCAUCUUUGUUAUUCUCUUGGCCAUCGGCUGUACCAUUGGUAACGGGAUCUGGGUGCCACACCACGGCCGUCAUGCCUGGUAUCUGGACGACGACGACAUUCCGCUUGGCCAGAUAUUGUUUGCAUUUGUGAUCAUGUUCAACACGCUGAUCCCGCUGUCGCUGUACGUCAGCCUGGAAAUCAUCAAGGUGGGCCAGCUGCUGCUGAUGCAGGACAUUGAGAUGUACGACCCGGACACGGACACGCCCAUGGUUGCGAACACGACGACGAUCCUGGAAAACCUCGGGCAGGUCAACUACAUCUUCUCGGACAAGACGGGGACGCUGACGGAGAACAAGAUGCGUUUCCGCAAGAUCAGCGUAGCCGGCACAGCCUGGCUGCACGACAUGGACAUUGCGCGCGAUGCGGAGGAGAAGGAGAGGAAGCGGAAGGGCAAGGCGCAGGACACGGACCCUGGCGACAGCACAGAGCAGCGGGCGACUCUCGGGCUGCCUGUAGACCGGCAGGCGUCGUCAGACGGCGGACGUCCUCGGACGCCGCAAAAGCCGGCCGAUGCGCCGCUGCUGGAAGAAGACGAGGCUGUGCCCAAGCGAUCGAUGUCGACGUCGCAGUGGCGGUCCAGCGCGCGGCCAAGGCGAGCACAGCCGGAGCUGAAGACCGAAGACCUGAUCCAGUACAUCCGGCACCGGCCGCACACGGCGUUCUCGCGAAAAGCUCGGCACUUUAUCCUGUGCAUUGCGCUGUGCCACACGUGUCUGCCCGAGACGAUGGACGACGGGCGGAUCGAGUUCCAGGCGGCGUCGCCGGACGAGUUGGCCCUGGUGCAGGCUGCGCGCGAUCUCGGUUAUCUGCUCAUCGACCGGCCGGCGCAGGCGAUCAGGCUGCAGUUCCAGCAGCUCGACGGGACGCUGACGACAGAGACGUACGAGGUGCUGGACGUGGUGGAGUUUAGCAGCAAGCGUAAGCGCAUGUCGAUCGUGAUCCGCAUGCCGGACGGGAGAAUCUGCCUGUUCUGCAAGGGCGCCGACAGCGUGAUUCUACCGCGGCUCAAGCUCAACCAGAUGGCCAUCCAGAAGGCGUCCGCGGUGGAGCGGCGGGCGAGCAAGCGCAAGAGCGUGGAGCAGGAGCGCGCGAUGCGGCGGAAGAGCACGACGGCCAGCAUCAUCGGGGUGCACGGCGCGGCGGGAACGCCGCGAACGAGCGCUAGCCUUGCACGAGCCGGUACGAUCAGCACGAUCGGCGGCAGUCUGCGGGGAAUCGCGCGGAUCGGGUCGGCGAAGAGGUCAGCGGACAUUGCGGCGUACCGGCGAUCGGGAGUGUUCUCGGGCGACAUGGACGAGUGGCUGACGCGGCGCGAGAUGGAGGACAUGGACCUGGACGGACAGCCGGCCGGCUACCGAGACAUCGAGACCGGCGGACUGGCCAAGAGCAGCUCGAUGGUGGCCCAGCAUCGGCGUCGGUCACGUGACGACGUUCUUGCCGCAGCAGCGGCCGGAGCUGCCGAGAGCCUGUAUGACGACGCGUACGGUGGGCUCGUGGAUGAGGUGCUGGCGGUUGACGAGGGCGCGGUGUUUGAGCGAUGCUUCCAGCACAUUGACGAUUUUGCGUCGGAGGGCCUGCGGACGCUGCUGUUUGCGUACCGCUACGUGGAAGAAGACGACUACGACCAGUGGAGAGCGCUCUAUCAGGACGCGGCAACCAGCCUAGUGAACCGGCAAGAACGGGUCGAGGCGGCGGCUGACCUGCUGGAGCAGAGCUUCGACCUGGCCGGGGCGACGGCGAUCGAGGACAAGCUGCAGCAAGGCGUGCCGGAGACGAUUGACAAGAUGCGGCGGGCGAACAUGAAAAUCUGGAUGCUGACGGGCGACAAGCGCGAGACGGCCAUCAACAUUGCGCACGCGGCGCGGAUCUGCAAGCCGUUCUCGGAGGUGUAUGUGCUGGACGGAUCGGCCGACGAGGCCGGGCUACAGGAGCGAAUCGCAUCGACGCUGGUGGACGUGGGUCGCGGCAUGAUCCCGCACUCGGUGGUGGUGAUCGACGGGCAGACAUUGAGUCUUGUGGAGGCGCAGGAGGAGAUGAGGAUUCUGUUCUUCGACUUGGUAGCUCGGGUCGACUCGGUCAUCUGCUGUCGGGCGUCGCCGUCGCAGAAGGCGACGCUGGUCAAGUGCAUCCGCGAGCGGGUGCCGCAGUCGAUGACGCUGGCGAUUGGCGACGGGGCAAACGACAUUGCCAUGAUCCAGGCGUCGCACGUCGGCAUCGGCAUCUCCGGGCGCGAGGGUCUGCAGGCGGCACGCAUCGCGGACUACUCGAUUGCACAGUUUCAGUUCCUGCAGCGGCUGCUGCUGGUGCACGGCCGGUGGAACUACAUCCGGACGGGUCGUUACAUUCUCGGGACCUUUUGGAAGGAGAUGCUCUUCUACCUGGUGCAGUCGCUUUAUCAAAAGUACAACGGCUACACCGGGACGUCGCUGUACGAGUCGACCAGCCUGACCGUCUUCAACACGCUCUUCACGUCGCUGCCGGUCAUCUUGCUGGGCAUAUUUGAACGCGACCUGCACGCAGAGACGCUGCUGGCGAUGCCGGAGCUGUACGCCUUUGGACAGCAGAACCAGGGCUUCUGCUUUCGCAAGUACGUCGGCUGGAUGAUCAUGGCCGUGUGCGAAGCCUGCAUCAUCUUUUACUUUAUCUACGGCACCUACAGCAGCGCGCUCUUUACGAGCGACACGUCCCUGUAUGCCAUGGGCAGCCUGGCCUUUACUGUGUGUGUGGUAUUUAUCAAUAUCAAGAUGCUGGUCCUGGAGUUGCACAGCCAAACCAUCGUGACGGCUGCGGGCCUGUUCAUCUCGGUGACCGGGUGGUUUCUCUGGAGCAUCCUCCUGUCGCUGGUCUACGGCAAGAGCAAUGGACCGUAUCUUGUGCGGGGGACGUUUCUGCACAAUUUUGGCCGGACGGCCAUCUGGUGGCUGACGGUGCUGGAAGCACUGGCAGCCGUCGUGACGCUGGAGCUGAUCGUCGCGAGCCUGCGGCGGGUGUACUUUGCGACAGACCAGGACCUGAUGCAGGAGAUUGAGCACUACGAGGGCGUGCGGGUCGUGCUGAAGGAGCACGCGGCCGAGAGCGGGGAGGCGGCCGAGGCGAUGCCGCCAAGCACAGUCACAGAAGCCACAGCAGCCACAGCAGCCACAGCUGACGCAAAAACCACAACACCAACCGUCAUGGUCAGGCCGGCGGCUGCUUUGGCUUACCGCAGGCUCGGAGUCUAG
Messenger RNA from Grosmannia clavigera kw1407, 5181 nucleotides. RefSeq names its product p-type ATPase. Gene Ontology annotation, biological process: endocytic recycling; intracellular protein transport; phospholipid translocation. The transcript has 2 exons. The record is from RefSeq and is a predicted model, not a curated record. Bases 1 to 5181 code for a protein of 1726 amino acids. Lineage: Eukaryota; Fungi; Ascomycota; Sordariomycetes; Ophiostomatales; Ophiostomataceae. Gene Ontology annotation, cellular component: plasma membrane. Gene Ontology annotation, molecular function: magnesium ion binding; ATP hydrolysis activity; ATP binding.